GUUGUUCCGGAUCAUGGCGAGGCUCUUCGUACUCAGUUCGAGUUUAGUACAGACGAAGCUUAUGACAGCGUGUCAGAUAUGCCUCUCCAAUACAAUUUUGGUUAUCGAGUUUCUGAUGAAGAAACCAACAUUUUUAGUUCCUCAAAUGAAGAUUUAAAAGCUUAUACUCUUCUUCCCGGAGGAGAUGUGGAGUCUCGAACAGAGACAUUUAUUACACCAAUCCUUCAAGUAUGUGAUUCUCACAAACUAUGUACAAUAUCUGAGGGGCCAAAAGUAAAAACAACCGCUCCUAAUCAGCUUACCUCUGAAGAAGUUGAAACAAUAAUGAAAAUGCUGGCAAAUUAUAUGACAUCAGGACAAUAUACAGAAGCUCUUUCAUUAAUUAAAGUAUCAUUACAAACUUUGAAGAAAAUGAAUGAUGAUAUCCUGUAUAACAAAGCUUUGCAACAGGUAGAAAGUUUGCUAGUGGAAGAACUAAGAAUACGGAGAGAAAGGCUUAAAGAUAACCCAAGCACAAUACAAGAUAGUUUGGAUUUCACAAACAUGGCUCUCACAGCAAUAAGGGAACUACCAAUGUCAAACCACAUUCUUCAAGAAUUGUUUGAAUUCAAGGACGAUAUUGUUAAUGUGAUCAAUAAUAGCAUCCAUGGAGCAGCAUAUCGCUUGAAACGAAGCGUAUGGGGGAAGAAAGAGCGACAAAAAAGAAAUGCGCCUAAUUCAUUAUUAAUUAAGAUGAAAACUGUAAAAAAAUAUGUGGAUAAUGUUUUAAACAUGUAUGAAUUAAUGAUAAGAAGUUCGAACCCUAACACAAUAAUGAAAGGUAUCCAGGCAUUGCUGAAGGAGAUAGAAACAAUUCUGAAAAUGAUAUGCUAUGCUGCCAGUCCAGGACGACCUGAGAUUUUUAAUAAA
Messenger RNA from Gryllus bimaculatus (two-spotted cricket), 909 nucleotides. NCBI's taxonomy places the organism in Eukaryota, Metazoa, Arthropoda, Insecta, Orthoptera, Gryllidae. The record is from the annotation of a GenBank genome assembly.